Molecule: messenger RNA, 1827 nt
Organism: Saitoella complicata NRRL Y-17804
Lineage: Eukaryota; Fungi; Ascomycota; Saitoellomycetes; Saitoellales; Saitoellaceae
Product: GMC oxidoreductase
Exons: 3
Coding region: 1-1827 (608 amino acids)
Biological process (GO): secondary metabolite biosynthetic process
Molecular function (GO): flavin adenine dinucleotide binding; oxidoreductase activity, acting on CH-OH group of donors
Source: RefSeq, a predicted model, not a curated record
AUGCCCUCGCUGCACACUCGCCUACCUGUGGCUAUCUCUCGCUAUCUUCACGGAUGCUUUCUUCUUUGCGUGUGUCUCUGCUUUCCUGUUGCGGCUGCGUAUGAUUUCGUAAUCGUUGGCGGCGGAGCUGCUGGCCUAGCUCUCGCCGUCCGGUUGAGCGAGAUUGAGAGUCAUACUAUUCUAGUCCUCGAAGCGGGUCAGUUUCCUGAGGACGUUGUGGGUGCGUACUCUACACCGGGGGCAAGUCAGCUGGUUCUCGGAACUCAAUUGGACUGGGCCUUCGCUACGCCACCGCAGGAAUCCCUUGGGAACCGCACCAUCGUCUAUCACCGUGGCAGAGGAGUUGGGGGGAGUACUCUCCUCAAUGGCCUCCUGUACGGCAGGGGGUCUGCCACUAUCUACAAUCUCUGGGCAUCCCUGGGCAAUGUAGGUUGGGAUUGGAAAUCUGUGUUUCCUUACUUUCGGAAGAGCACCUCCUUCAUUCCGGUCGACGUCGCGCCAUUCCAAACGUUCAACGAGACUGCCUAUUCCACCGACGGACCAAUCUCUCUCUCAUACCCCAGUUACGUCUCCUCGGCUGCUACCGGCUUCAUCGAAGCACUUCAAGCUAUCAAUGUCUCCAUCGUCGACGACAUUAUGUCUGGAGACGCUCUUGGUACAAAAGAAGCGCCCAUGGUCAUGGAUGCGCUGCACCGUCGAGUUUCUUCGUACGACGGCUAUUACAAGCCCGUGAGAAACCGUACCAACUUGACCGUCAAACCCCUCGCUCAGGUCCAGCAGAUUUUGCUCGAGCAACAAUUCCAUGGCACUGUGGCAGCAACUGGAGUUGUCUUUAUGGAUUCGCUCACUGGCAUGACCGUUAACGUCACUGCAAGAAAAGAAACUGUUCUCAGCGCUGGCGUGUUCCAAACACCCCAACUUUUGCUUCUUUCCGGUCUUGGACCACAGGAAACACUCGACGAUUUCGGCUUACAGACAUAUCUCGUCAAUGAAAAUAUCGGUCGCAACUUACAGGAUCACUGUUACUUCAGUUUAAUCGCCCGCACAGAAGUAGAUGUUUCAGAAUCACAGCUUUACAACCGUAUCGACCUCCUUCAGGCUGCGGCGAAAGAGUACGCGACCAACCAUUCUGGACCUUUGACAUCCACCGUGGGACCCAAUUACGGAUUCCAGCAAUUAUCCGAAGCCGAACUGCAAGCUCUAGGUGCGCAGGAAAUCUACGAGUCGCAGAAUCGUACUCAGCAGGCGCAUCUCGAAUACUUGUGGGAAAGUGUAUACUAUCCAUCGCAAUUACCAACGUCUUUCUCUCUGUACCCGCCCUACAGGAACGAAAGCUUCAUGUCUCUGACUGCCGCACUGCUUGCACCGACUUCCAGAGGCAGCGUCACCCUACAGAGCGACAGCAUUCAAGACGCCCCUGUUAUCAAUCUUAACUACUUGUCCACCGAAGUCGACCAGCAGAUCGCACUUCACGCAUUCAAGAAUCUCAGGGAAAUACUGGGUCAAGCUGCCAUUUCGCAAUACACCCUCGGUCCGAAUAACGGUGAAGUCGUACCCGGCGCAAGCAUCACCGACGAUGAGACACUCUUGACCUAUAUCAAGUCAACCGUGAUUCCUGUGUGGCAUGCCAGCGGUACAGCUCGGAUGCUGCCAGAGGAGCAGGGCGGAGUUGUUGACAGUAGGUUGCGUGUAUACGGUGUCCAGGCCUUAAGAAUCGUAGACGCUUCUAUUUUCCCUGUGAUACCCGACCAGCACAUUCAGGGUGCCGUAUAUAUGCUGGCCGAAAAGGCUGCAGACUUGAUUAAGGAGGAUUAUGGUCUCAUCUAG